Molecule: messenger RNA, 2413 nt
Organism: Trichosurus vulpecula (common brushtail)
Lineage: Eukaryota; Metazoa; Chordata; Mammalia; Diprotodontia; Phalangeridae
Gene: PSAT1
Product: phosphoserine aminotransferase 1
Exons: 9
Coding region: 126-1238 (370 amino acids)
Biological process (GO): L-serine biosynthetic process
Cellular component (GO): cytoplasm
Molecular function (GO): O-phospho-L-serine:2-oxoglutarate transaminase activity; pyridoxal phosphate binding
Source: RefSeq, a predicted model, not a curated record
GGGGGCGCCGAACGGGCACUGGCAGGAGGCAGUGCGGCUCUCUGCUACUCGCAUACUCGCGCGGCGAUCUCUCUCGGCCUCUCCUCUUUGAUUCCUGGGCUCGAGCUCGCGCGGCGCUCAGCACCAUGGACACCCCACGCCAGGUGGCCAACUUCGGCCCGGGACCCGCCAAACUGCCCCGCUCCGUAUUGCUAGAAGCACAAAAAGAGUUGUUAGACUACAAAGGACUUGGAAUUAGUGUUCUUGAAAUGAGCCAUAGAUCGUCUGAUUUUGCUAAAAUUGUAAAAACAACAGAGAAUCUGGUACGGGAAUUACUAAAUGUUCCUGACAACUACAAGGUGAUUUUUGUGCAAGGAGGUGGAACUGGCCAGUUUAGUGCCGUCCCCUUAAACUUGAUUGGACUCAAAGAAGGAAGGUAUGCUGAUUAUGUAGUGACCGGCGCUUGGUCUGCCAAGGCAGCUGAAGAGGCCAAAAAGUUUGCUACUGUCAACAUCAUUCAUCCCAAACUUGAGAGUUAUACAAAGAUUCCUGAUCCAAGCACAUGGAACCUCAACCCAGAUGCAUCCUAUGUGUAUUACUGUGCAAAUGAGACUAUCCAUGGUGUGGAGUUUGAUUUUGUACCUGAUGUCAAAGGAGCAGUUUUGGUCUGUGACAUGUCCUCAGACUUCCUAUCCAAGCCAGUGGAUGUUUCUAAGUUUGGCGUGAUUUUUGCCGGUGCUCAGAAGAAUGUUGGUUCCGCUGGGGUUACCGUGGUGAUAGUGAGGGAAGACUUACUGGGAUUUGCGCUGAAAGAAUGCCCAUCUGUGUUAGACUACAAAGUCCAAGCUGGGAACAACUCCUUAUAUAACACUCCUCCAUGCUUCAGCAUCUACAUCAUGGGCUUGGUCCUGGAAUGGAUUAAGAACAAUGGUGGUGCUAAGGCUAUGGAGGAACUUAGCCUAAUGAAAUCUCAAAUGAUUUACAACAUCAUCGAUGAAUCCCAAGGAUUUUAUGUAUGCCCAGUGGAGAAACAGAGCAGAAGUAAAAUGAACAUCCCUUUCCGUAUUGGUAGUGUUAAGGGAGAUGAGCAUUUGGAAAAGAAGUUUCUGGAGAAAGCUCUGGACCUUGACAUGAUCUCUUUGAAAGGGCAUAGGUCUGUUGGAGGAAUUCGUGCUUCUCUGUACAAUGCAGUCACCAUGGAAGAUGUUCAGAAGCUGGCUGCAUUUAUGAAGACCUUUAUGGAAAUGCAUAGGCUGUGAAUACUUUGGUGCCAGUUUAUAUACUGCCUAUUUAAAAUUGGGCAGCCUAUUAAAAUAAUUGUGGCCUACAUAGAUAUAAGCAUUUAACGAAUUAAGUUAUUUUCCUGGUAAACAAACCUACUAUAACUCUUAAAAAAAUAACAAAACUGUUACAAGAUAGUUUGCUACUGCAAAGCCAAUGACAGCUGCCAUCUCCAUUCUGACUAGUACUGUAAAACUUUUAAAGCUAUACUUCCUAUGUUUUAUUCGAGGUUCACUUUUCUCCUUUCCUGUUGCUUUUUUUUCCUUGCUAGAUCUUAGUAUGCAAAUUUGACUGCGUGCUGAAUUCAGUUUUUUGAAUAUCCUGGCUUCUAUAGGGACACACAUCAAUGGUGGAAGGGACCAGACACUUCCUGGGGUGCCAAGGAUACUGUAGACCAGAGUCAACGAACUAUAGGCCAAAUCUGGCCUUCUCCCUGUUUUUUACAGCAGGCUAGCUAAGAACGUUUUUUACAUUUUCACAUACAAUAAAACUUUAUCUUAAAAUAGAAGAGCCAUUCUUAGCUUCCAGGCUGGCAGGCCAGAUUUGGCCUGCAGGCCAUAGCCUGGGCUUCACUGAUGGUCUGCUUCCAUUUAUUUAAGUCUAAACUUCAUCACUGGUUGUGAGCUCAAAGACUCAAGGCCCAAGGCAAACCUUUGUGUACUAUAUAUUCUCUUAAAGAGACAAAACUGAUAUGACUGUUUCUAUUAAGGUCUAUUUUUAAUAUCAUACUAUUUUUCUCUAUGCAUUUAUAUUUCAAGUAACAGUUCUUUGUAGUAUACGUCAAUACUUUAAUGUACACUCAUAGUCACAGUUGUUAUGCAAGAAGCCUUAUUCAGUAUAUUAACAAGGGGUUAUGGUGUGUUGGCAGUUUUGUGUAUUUUUUUUUUCUGCUUCUCUUCUCAGACAGGAGGAUUUGCAGUUUUCCCUAACACCUUUCCUGCCAGUUAAGUUCAAACCAGAACCUUUAUUAAAAUACCAUGAACCUUUAUUCCUUUAGCUCUUCACUUUUCUCUUCUUGAUGGGUCAACACUCUGACUUCUGGAGAUUUGCUUGGUGAAGAACCUUUUCCUCCUCUUUUAACUGUGUCGAUCAGUAUAUGAUACUGAACAUAUUAAACCACAUUGAAAGUAUUAAAACUUGUCCCUCUUAUAAA